Nematolebias whitei (Rio pearlfish) is the source of this 3145-nucleotide messenger RNA. Its product is annotated as polyhomeotic-like protein 1. NCBI's taxonomy places the organism in Eukaryota, Metazoa, Chordata, Actinopteri, Cyprinodontiformes, Rivulidae. The transcript is spliced from 15 exons. Gene Ontology annotation, molecular function: zinc ion binding; protein binding. Gene Ontology annotation, cellular component: nucleus; PRC1 complex. The record is from RefSeq and is a predicted model, not a curated record. Bases 64 to 2910 code for a protein of 948 amino acids.
AAGAAAAAAAAAAAAAAAAGGAGGCGUUUCCCUUCGAACAAACACAUCACCAGCUGCAAAUUUAUGCAGAGCAGAGAAAUCUGUGCUGCUGCUGCUGCUGCAGCGAAGAAAAGAGGCAGCAGCGCCGACUCAACCAGCUGUCCGGGAGGCCGCCGAGUCGACCUGCCGCCGGGAGCCGCUGCAGGAGGAGGCCGAGAAACCCCGAGCGGUCACGCCAUGGAGACCGACGGAGAGCAGAACCAGCAGGGAGCCUCGACCAAUGGGAGCGCAGCGUCUGGGACGAGCUCCCGGCCCUCACAGAUGAAUUCCAUGUCUCUGUAUGAAAGGCAGGCGGUGCAGGCCCUCCAAGCGCUGCAGAGACAACCUAAUGCAGCCCAGUACUUCCAGCAGCUGAUGCUGCAGCAGCAGAUCAACAGCGCCCAGCUGCAGAACCUGGCCGCCGUGCAACAAGUGAAGGCUACGCUGGCAGCCAGUCGUCAGUCGAGUCCCUCCAGCAGCACCAGCAGUUCUUCUCAGACCACCAGCACCACAUCUGCCAGUGUAACAUCUGGAUCAGGUUCUUCGACCAGCAGCCGUCCGUUAGGUGCCUCCGCGACGUCCACGAUCAGUCAGUCGGUGCUGCUGAGCGGGACGGCAGGCGGGCAGGGACAAAUGUACCUCAGGGUCAACCGCUCCCUGAGGACGCCCAUCCCCUCUCAGCUCAUAUUCAUGCCUGGUAGUACAGCAACCGCUGCCGUGGCGACUGUAACCCAGCAGCCACAGGAAGUCACCCCCGCUUCCUCCAGCAGCAGCCAGUCAGAUAAUGACCAGGUGCAGAACCUUGCCAUGCGAGGAGUCUCGAGUCCUAAAUGUGUUAAAACUGAAGCUCCGGAGAAGAGUGACUCUGCUGCCUUCUCUCUGGUCCAGCCCUCCCACCAGUCAACCACCCAGUCUCCUACUAAACCAAGUCCACAACCACCCCAUAUCAAAAUCCCUACGUACCCCCAGCCUACUAACCUCAAAGCCCACCCUUCGUCUUCUUCUGGAGUCUCAUCUUCAACCUCAUCCUCCACCUCCUCCAUCCCUCUCUCCCAGCUCUUGCUUCAUGGAACUCGAACCCUGACCACAGGAACCACAGCCCCCACAGCAGCACACACCCUGGUCCUGACGUCCAAUGCCACCUCUCAGCCCCACGGGUACCCAGUCGGCACGGCAACCAUCAAACCAGCGGUCAACGCUCAAACUCUGGUGGUGCAGCCUUUGCAGAAGUCCUCGCUGAGCGCUGAGAAGUCGGGACACGCGAACGGACCCAUCCCCAUCCAACCAAAAACUUUGCAAGGGCUACGCUUGCCUCUUCAGCUGCCUUCUAGAAACCCUCCUCCCAUUCUUCCUGCUCCAACACCGUCCAGCAGCUCCAACCACCCUCCCCAGCCUCCGCACAUCCCUGUUCAGAUAGUCGGGGCCCGGCAGAGCACGCUGGGAGGGGCCCAGGCUCUCGCGCUCGCCCGGGGCACCUGCAGCCAGGAUGGAGCUGCCGUUCUCAGCAGCUCGUCCAGCCUGCUCACCAUGGUGGCGUCCAUUGCUUCCAGGGAGGGUGGGGUUGUUGGCCGAGGGGUGGGGCUUAAGACCCUUCAGACUCCCCAGGAGGCUCCCCCGCUGACUCAGGCGUCUCAGGUGCAUCCACAGGCCAGUCAGAGCUCUGCACACAGUCAAAAUGGACCGUUAGCGCAUGCCGCCUCCUCUCAGUUGACAACUGUUUCAUCUCCUCCCCCCCUGCAAUCACGCUCAACACACAUGCUCCCCCCGGUGACUGACGAGCAGAGAGGAGCGUCGUCUGCUGUCACAGCCAAUGGAGACGCGUCGGGAGGUCAGACACCCCAGGGAAAGCAACUCAGCACCUCUCUAAAAAGAAAAUCUGACUCCAAUUCAGCAAAUGAUGAAGAUGGUCCAUCUCCUCCACGGCUCAAGCUGGUCAGAGACCACUCCUCAUUGUCCUCAGCCAAACCCAUCUGUGCAGGCUCGGCUUCUCCUCAAGUCUCCUCCUCUCCGACCCCGGCGCUCUCUGUAGCUCGGGGGGUUUGCGGUCAGGGGGAGAGAGCUUCGCCUCCUCAAGCUGUUGUGAAACCACAAGUCCUUACUCACCUCAUAGAGGGCUUUGUCAUCCAGGAAGGAGCCGAGCCUUUCCCUAUAUCUGGUCCGGUAAAAGACUCUGCUGGGGAGGACUUGACUGACGACAGUCCAGACACAAACCAGUCAGAAACUGUUACCACGGCAACCGUGCUGAAGUGUGAAUACUGCAAGAACUUUGCUCCUGCCAGCCAGUUCAGAGGCACCAAAAGGUUCUGCUCCAUGUCUUGUGCCAAGAGUAUGUAUUGGUUCCCCAGGUACAACGUCAGCUUCAGGCAGCAUUUCUCCGUGAGGCAAAGUCACAACCAGCGUCGGGACCAGGACCAGGACCACUUCUCAAACUCUGACGAGGAAGUAGGAAUCGCCAGGAGGCGGGUCCCCCGCAGGACGAGCUCAGAGAUAGCCAGUGCAAAGAUUGCAGGGAGGCCCAUACCUGCCAAGUGCCGUUCAGAGUCUAGCCACUCAGACGAGGAGUCCAGCGGAGAGGAGGAUGAAGAUGACGCCGCGUCUCUUUCGCCCGCCUCCUCUGCUUCGUGCCACCAGCCGCCGCCUCCUCCGGUGGACACGGAGAGCUCGGCGCCCAGCUGCCCGCCCAACAGCCCCUCCCAGUGGAGUGUGGAGGAAGUGUCACGGUUUAUUUCUUCUCUACAAGGCUGUGAGGAGCUCGCCUCCCAGUUCCUGUCGCAGGAGAUUGACGGACAGGCUCUGCUCCUGCUGAAGGAGGAGCAUCUCAUGUCCACCAUGAACAUUAAGUUAGGACCAGCCCUGAAGAUCUGCGCUCACAUCAACAACCUGAAAGACUGACGUCUCUGCAAACGCACCGCCAGUGAGCGGCGGUGACGAUUAACCAUUUCAGCACCCGGGUCUGACGUGGAACUGGUUCUGAAGUGACGACAGACCUGCAGGUGAAUGUAUGAAGUCCGCUUCAGUUCCAAAGCAAAACCCUCAAAUCCAUCGUCGCUGGUUUGCCGACUCCUGACCAGUUCCUGAAAGUUGCAUUUCAUUCACGUCCGCUCCUGAAUCCAUGUUGGAAAACACA